AUGAUCGGCAGGGCGAGCAAACUCGGUAAAGAGGAAUGGUCACUGAUGCAGGGAAAGGAAAUCCAGCAGAGCAGAUGGCGGCGCUCCCCUCGUAAUCCAAAUUUACCCAGAAUGUCACAGAGGAACCGCAAAAAGACCAAGAACAGUCGUGACUGCCACUUGGAGAGGAAGGAGAUGCGGGUGAAGGAUCUCGGCCUCGGCUACGACUCAGAUGAGAUAGUCCUCUUUAAGUACUGUGUUGGCACAUGCCACAGCUCCCGCAAAAACUAUGACCUGGCCCUCAAGGCUCUGAUGGCCAAUGGGAGCAUCUCCGGCAAGAAUGUCAGCAGUCACCCCUGCUGUCGGCCUAUCCGCUAUGAGACUGUGUCCUUCAUGGAUACCCAGACUACAUGGCAGACAAUUAAGUGGCUCUCGGCGGCCAACUGCAGCUGUGUGGGCUGAUUGCAAAUAAUAGUGUCUAUCUGUAAUACACACACAUGCUCUUGUGUGAAAGAGCAGGACGCUCCAAGCCUGGUCUCUGUAGUGGGUGACUUGGACUUGGACCCUGGUUCAUGUGGUCUGAGGAAUCGGCCUUGGAUGAGAUCCACAGUGCAGUGGCCUGGACUGUCCCGCCACUACUAGCUUUAUCAAUGGAGGUUCAAAUACCUUCAGAUAGAGCCUGACGGCACCAGCAAGCUAUCUGGCUGUCUGCCACCAGCCUGGGGCCACCAGCAAUAAGCAUAGAGGAGGAAACUAUCAGUACUGUUCCAGUCCAUAGUGGAUUGGAUUUUGUCACCUUCAUUCAGCAUAUCGAAGGCUUUUGGGGUAAUGCAACACCCUCUGGCAGCCAUGUUGGAAGUCUUCAGCAGUACCAGUUUUCUGCAGAAAAUAUGAGUAGAAGUAGAAGCUAGCAUUUAAAGAGGCUAACUGCAUGCAGACAUUUGUGGCUGAAACAUACAGACUCCAGCAGGUAUGAUGGUUCAAAUGUUUCUUAAUUUGUGUUCACAAGUUAUUAAUUUGUGCCAAUUAAUUUACUGUUAACAUUGUCAUCUAUUAUGCUAUCUAUGAACUUUAACGGGUGUCAAAGAUAAAAGAAGCCUUAAAGCAAAAACCUGAAGGCUAUCCACUUACAAGUAUCUCAAUCCAAAAUCAAAAUAAACCUGUUUUAAUUGUC
Messenger RNA from Morone saxatilis (striped sea-bass), 1153 nucleotides. Its product is annotated as artemin. The coding region runs from base 1 to 441 and encodes 146 amino acids. Gene Ontology annotation, molecular function: glial cell-derived neurotrophic factor receptor binding; growth factor activity; receptor tyrosine kinase binding. The record is from RefSeq and is a predicted model, not a curated record. NCBI's taxonomy places the organism in Eukaryota, Metazoa, Chordata, Actinopteri, Moronidae. The transcript is spliced from 2 exons.